Messenger RNA from Corvus hawaiiensis (hawaiian crow), 533 nucleotides. Its product is annotated as cytochrome c oxidase subunit 5B, mitochondrial. The record is from RefSeq and is a predicted model, not a curated record. Gene Ontology annotation, biological process: mitochondrial electron transport, cytochrome c to oxygen. NCBI's taxonomy places the organism in Eukaryota, Metazoa, Chordata, Aves, Passeriformes, Corvidae. The coding region runs from base 46 to 426 and encodes 126 amino acids. The transcript is spliced from 4 exons. Gene Ontology annotation, cellular component: mitochondrial envelope.
ACUUCCGUUUCCGCCAGUGCCGGAAGUGCUGCCGCUCUCGCCGCCAUGGCCUCAAGGUUACUGCGGGUGAGCGCAGCCCUGCGGCUCCUGCCCGCGGCGUCUGCCCGCGCCGUGCCCGCCCGCCAGCUCGGCGUGCCCGGGAACCUGGCCAGCGAUGAGGAGCAGGCGACCGGGUUGGAGCGGAAGGUGAUGAAUGCCAUGAACAAGGGUCUGGACCCGUACAGCAUGUUCCGGCCCAAGCGCUACGCGGGCACCAAGGAGGACCCGAACCUCGUCCCUUCCAUCACCAACAAGCGCAUCGUGGGCUGCGUCUGUGAGGAGGACAACAGCUGCGUGGUUUGGUUCUGGCUGCACAAGGGCGAGGCCCAGCGCUGCCCCUCCUGCGGUGCCCACUACAAACUGAUCCCCCACGAGCUGCCCCACUGAGGGCCCACGGAGGGGCUCGGCUGCCCCACUCCACCCUCACCUCCCCGGGACCCCCGGGGCCCUGUUGAACCCCCCUGAACCACCCCGAAAAAGAGGUUGUGUGGAGA